This is a messenger RNA of Acaulospora morrowiae, 461 nucleotides long. The record is from the annotation of a GenBank genome assembly. Lineage: Eukaryota; Fungi; Glomeromycota; Glomeromycetes; Diversisporales; Acaulosporaceae.
AAAAAGAAAAAUGUAAUAAAAUAAGAUUUGAAGUAUUUGUUAAAGAGCAGAAUUGUUCUGCGGAAAAUGAGAUUGAUAAGUACGACUCAUCUUCAACAUGCCACUAUUUCCUUGCCAUUAAAUCUUCUCUCCCAGUUGGCACAGUUCGGAUCCAUCUUUGUGAUUCUUUGAAUUCCAAUCCUCCUGAUCAUUCACCUGAACCACUCUCUCCGACAAAAGUAACAAAGAUUGGUCGUCUGGCCGUUUUAAAACCUUUUCGAAAUCUAGGUAUUGGCACAUUACUUCUCCAAUCCGCAGAGUCCUUCGCAAUGUCGAAUUUAGGAAUUUUAAAUUUUAUUUUGCACGCGCAACUAAAUAAAAAAGAAUGGUAUGAGAAAAGGGGAUAUCGGGUAUUAAGUGAUCGGGUAUUUAUCGAGGAGGGAAUUGAGCAUUUGAAGUUGGGUAAGACAAUAAAAAUAUGA